This is a messenger RNA of Drosophila ananassae, 3383 nucleotides long. RefSeq names its product ATP-binding cassette sub-family D member 3 (gene Pmp70). Gene Ontology annotation, cellular component: peroxisomal membrane. The record is from RefSeq and is a predicted model, not a curated record. The transcript has 8 exons. Lineage: Eukaryota; Metazoa; Arthropoda; Insecta; Diptera; Drosophilidae. Gene Ontology annotation, biological process: peroxisome organization; very long-chain fatty acid catabolic process; long-chain fatty acid import into peroxisome. The coding region runs from base 673 to 2670 and encodes 665 amino acids. Gene Ontology annotation, molecular function: ABC-type transporter activity; ATP binding; ATP hydrolysis activity.
GGAAAGAAAAAUCGGCAUCUGGCAACACUGAAAUGAGUAAAUAUUUUCGACAACCCUACUUUUUUUUGUUUUGCGCGUCGCACGUUCCACGUUCGUCUGGUCAGAUUUACGAGGAGUAGAUGCGAACGAGCGAGGUGGCGAGGUAGCUGUAAGCUGUGUGUAAUUAUCGAACAAAGCAAUGCGCCUGGCGAAAAUUGAAUAAAUAAAAGCAUUAACCGUGUGUGGCAAUCACUCGACCCUCCGGCCAGGAAAGAAGAAGAAGCUGGUAGCCAGCAUUAGCGAAGGGCUGUGUCAGUGAGCGAGAGAGAGAGAGGACGAAAGUAGCCAGGUGUUUACAUCCUGCUCUCGCCGUUUUGUGGGUGUGUGCGUGUGCGUGUCCGUGUUCGCGAACAACAAAAACAAGAAGAAGAACAGCUCGUGAAAUAAAUAUUGUGUUUUAAUUUUUAUUUAUUUAUUUUUUGUACAUUUUUUUUUUUGUACGCUGUGCUCCCCCACCCCUCCACCCCACGUGCGACAAAAGUUUUUUCUGCCAACUCUCCCGACUCGGCCGACGGCCUGCGAACCUGGCCCCAAAACACAACUAAGCUCGAAGCGCACAGAGCAGAAAGCGGAAAACACGCGAAUUCCGAUCCGAAAUCAGUCCGACAAAGAGCAGCAAUCAUCUAAAGCACCAUGGCCCCGGCUCUGAGCAAACUGGCCAACAACCAAAGCGCCAUCGUCGGCGUGGCGGGCAUGACGGCCGCCCUCUGGAUAAUUGCCUACGGAAAGAUGUCCAACAAAAAGCGAAAAUCUGGCUAUGAGGACAAAAUCCAAUACACAAUCGCCGAAAAGAAGGAGAAGAAGGCGGGCAAGGCCCAUGUGAACUCAGUAUUCUUCAAACAGCUUCGUCAGCUGCUCCCCAUUCUCAUUCCGGGCUUCUGGAGCGUAGAGACCGGCCUGCUGUUCCUGGUGGCCGCCGCGCUGAUCGGCCGCUCCGUGAGCGACAUAUGGAUGAUCCAGAACGCGACGGUGGUGGAGAGCACCAUCAUUCACAUGAACCGCACCAAGUUCAAGACGGCGCUGCUGAAGUAUCUGACAGCCCUGCCAGCGAUCUCCGUGGUCACCAAUGUCCUGAAGUGGAGUCUGGGCGAGCUGAAGCUCCGCUUCCGCACAAACCUCACCCAUCACCUGUACAGUCAGUACCUAAACGGCUACACGUACUAUAAGAUGUCCAACCUGGACAACAGGAUAGCCAACGCCGACCAGCUGCUGACCACGGACAUCGACAAGUUCUGCGAGAGCGCCACGGACCUGUACUCGAACAUCAGCAAGCCGGUGCUGGACAUAUUCAUCUACGUCUACCGGCUGACGGUGAACCUGGGCGGCAAGACGCCCUCGAUCCUGAUGCUCUACCUGCUCUUCGCCGGAGUCUUCCUGACGCGCCUCCGUCGCCCCACCGGCCGACUCACCGUCGAGGAGCAGAAGCUGGAGGGCGAGUUCCGGUACGUGAACAGUCGCCUGAUCACCAACUCCGAGGAGGUGGCCUUCUACCAGGGCAACGUCCGCGAGAAGCUGACCCUCCUGGCCAGCUACUCCAAGCUGCGCUCGCACCUGCGCAAGUUCCUCGAGUUCCGCGUCAGCAUGGGCAUCAUCGACAACAUCAUUGGCAAAUACUUUGCCUCCAUUGUGGGCUUCUACGCCGUGUCCAUUCCCUUCUUUGCCGACAAUCACCCGCUGCUGUCCGGCGAGCAGAGCGGACAGCGGCUUCAGGCCUACUACACCUACGGCCGCAUGCUGGUGAAGCUGGCGGAGGCCAUUGGCCGGCUGGUGCUGGCGGGACGCGAGAUGUCCCGCCUGGCCGGCUUCACCGCCAGGAUGACGGAGCUGAUCAAGGUACUGGGCGACCUCAACAAGGGAACCUACGAGCGCACCAUGGUCAACGGCAACAACAUAACCCAGAGCCUGGGCGACGCCGCCGGCAGCAGCUUCGGGCCCAACAAGGGCGUCAUGUGUUUCGAGGACAACAUCAUUCGCUUCGAGCAGGUGCCCCUGGUCACGCCCAACGGGGAUGUGCUCCUCAAGGAGCUGACCUUCGAAGUAAAAUCUGGAACCAACGUCCUUGUGUGCGGACCCAACGGCUGUGGCAAGUCUUCGCUGUUCCGCAUCCUGGGCGAGCUGUGGCCCACGUGGGGCGGCAAGGUGACGAAACCUUCGCGAGGCAAGCUCUUCUACAUACCUCAGAGGCCUUACAUGACGCUGGGCACUUUGCGCGACCAGAUUAUCUACCCGCACACGCGCGAGGACAUGCGCCGGAUGGGCCAGAGCGACGAGGAUCUCAUGCACUACCUGGACAUCGUGCAGCUGACGUACUUGGAGCAGCGCGAGAACGGACUGGACGCGAUCGAGGACUGGAUCGAUGUGCUGUCCGGCGGCGAGAAGCAGCGCGUGGCCAUGGCCAGGCUAUUCUACCAUCGUCCCCAGUUCGCGAUCCUGGACGAGUGCACCAGCGCCGUCUCCGUGGACGUCGAGGGCAAGAUGUACAGCUACUGCCGUGAGGUGGGCAUCACGCUCUUCACCGUCUCGCACCGCAAGUCGUUGUGGGUGCACCACAACUACUACCUGCAGUUCGACGGACGGGGCAGCUACGAGUUCGCGGCCAUCGACCAGGAUAAGGAGCACUUUGGCUCGUAAAGCUUCUGCUCCUGCUCCAGCCCCUCUGUCCCCAGAGAGGCUUCGCCUCCAACCCAGUUUCUAUGUCCUAUAACUCCGGUGCUGGCGACUCCCGUUUCCCAUCAUCCACGCGUUAGUCAUUCCACUGCAACACCUGCGACGUCUGGUGCUUCUGGUCUGGUGCCGGAGCUAUUUGUAUAUAAUCCCAAGUUGGAGAACAUUUUUUUUUUGUUUAUUAGCUUCUUCAUGUGAUCCGAUACCCAUUGCCCGUUACCCCACUAUCCGCUACCGCUAGCUAUUCCAUAUUUUAAUCCGUUUAAAUGGAGUUCCCCAGAUCGUGGCUCCUCCGCCGCUGGGCUCUUGGAUAGAGUCCAACUCUAGGGGGAAGGAGCUGCUGGUGUUUAGAGAUGUAAGCGCCGCCGUGGACGCGCGUACAUGGCGAACCUUUUAGUAAAUUUAUACAAGCAUAUACACUAAACAAUUAUAAGUAAUACUACACCUCCACUACCCUUAGACGACGCACAAGCCCUACAAGCCUCCAAGCAGUCUGUGCGCGUUUAGCGAUCUUUUUUUUAGUAAUUUGUAAACUGCGCUGGCUAAUAUCCUGUUUUGUAUUUUCGGUUGAAUUGGACUUUGUAAUGGUAACCUUGCACGGCACCGAGCAUGGCAUAUACGAUUGUAAUAACUUGCUGGACAGUGCAAGGCGCAAUAAAUGUAUAUAAAUAUAAAAAAAA